GCAGAGAAUCAAUAUAUCGUAAAGGACAAUUGGGAGUGGUUUUUGAUGAUGUAAUAGAGGGGAAGGAGCUUUGCUCUCCUGAGGAGCGUGUGAGGCACAUUUAAAGGCUGUAGUUUCAGCGGGCGAGAGGUUUAGUGGAUAGGAAGUGGUCCAGUCUUUUCUUUCAUCUUGUUUAUUACGUGUGUUUAUGUAUAUAUGUGUGUAUUAUCGAACUCAGGGCCCCGCAUCUGCAGCCCAGGGUUUAGAACUACCAAGAAGAAACAGACAUUUGACAAUACUUCUUAGAGAUGCUCUGAGGUAAUAUCUUCAGAACGAGAGGUUUGUGGGUAGGGGAAGGAGGGCUAAGCAGCGCCAAUUCAGCUCAGCGACCGUUAGUGGAAGGCCACGUAGAGCGGGAAAAAGGCGCCAAAAAACGCAGCCAAGAGCGAGGGGGCCGAUGGGAUAUGCACGAGAGUGUUUGAACACCGAAACAGACCAAUCACAAAGUAUGACUCAAUCUAUUUGCAUAAAGAGGGCGGGGCAGUGUGUGCGGGACAGACCAAUCACAGAACAUGACUAGCUGUGACAGAGCCCUGAACCUCGCCUUCCGGCCUUGGGCCGUUGGGCCGCCAGAGACGAGCAAGCUUUUCGGUUGCGGGACAGCAGAAACCUCUCUCCUUAACAACGUUUCUCCUGGAUUUUCAGCUUCCUCAACUUCCCUGUACUUUUAGGCUGGAUCCGGACAUUUAAUACAUGGAUGGCAUUGCUGACCUUAGCAUCAUGGACUUUAAAGAAGUUAUUAAAACCAUGAUCAUAACUGGAAAUUCAUGGAGACUACAUGAAAUGAUUGACAAAUUCUUCAUGAACAUAUCAAAUUUCAACAGGAAGUCUCUGACUGAAGUACAGAAUAUUCAGAUUGAAGAAAUUGCAGUGAACCUGUGGAACUGGGCAACAGCUAAGAGACUAGAACUGUCUGUGAGGAAAAGUCAGGCAGCUAAACUGUGUUACAUUGCUUGCAAGCUGGUAUGUAUGCAUGGAGUCUCAGUUUCUUCAGAAGAAGCUAUUCAAAGACAGAUUUUGAUGAAUAUGAAAACAGGAAAACAAUGGUUGGAUACUGGAAAUGCUCAGAUUGCUGAUGAAUUUUUUCAAGCUGCCAUGGCUAAUCUGGAGAAAUUAUAUAGCAGAUUAAUGCAGAGCUGCCACACUGAGACUAACUUGUCCCUGUAUAAGAACACGGUGGAGAAGGGCAUCUUCCAUGUGCUUUCUUACCAAGCUGAGUCAGCUGUUGCUCAAGGGGAUUUCAAGAAAGCAUCUAUUUGCGUCUUACGUUGUAAAGAUAUGCUGAUAAGGAUUCCUGAAAUGACAAAAUAUCUUCAUGUACUCUGUUACAACUUUGGAGUAGAAUCGAGCAAGCAGAAUAAAUACAGAGAGAGUUCAUUCUGGCUUAGCCAAAGCUAUGAUAUUGGGAAGAUGGGUAAAGAUUCUGUUGAGCCAGAAAUGCUGGCGAAAGGUCUGCGGCUACUUGCCACUAUUUAUUUGAACUGUGAUGACGAAGCAUAUUAUAACAAGGCCCUCAUUGCUGUAAUUGUCGCUAACAAGGAGCAUUUAGAUCCAGCUGGGCUUUUCUUAAAGAUGCGGAUCCUCAUAAAAGGGAAAGCAUUCAAUGAAGAACUCCUUGAAGCUGCUAAGGAAGUGCUGUAUCUUGCUAUGCCUUUGGAGUUCUGUCUGAGCAUUAUUCAAUUCCUGAUAGAUAAUAAAAGAGAUUCUGUUGGGUUUUGCUUUCUGAAGAUCAUCGCUGAUCAUUUUAAGUUGCCAGAACAUAGAAAGAGAAUUCUGUUGUUCUACAUUGACAUGCUUUUACAAGUGGACCAAGAUGUGAUUGCUGAAGAGAAGAUUAAAGAAAUACUUAUAGAUCACCAAACAAGAAGUCGACUGACAAGAGCUUUAGUAAAUUGGUUACACAACAUUCUGUGGGGAAAAGCCACCAGAUGUGUUAAGGUCCAAAAUUAUGCUGAUGCCCUACGCUGGUACAGUUAUUCUCUGAAGUUGUAUGAAUGUGAUCAAGCGGAUAUGGAUUUGGUCAAGCUGAAGAGGAACAUGGUUUCUUGCUACUUAUCUUUGAAACAACUUGAUAAGGCUAAAGAGGCCUUGGCAGAAGCUGAGCAACAGGAUCCUACAAACAUUUUCACUCAGUAUUAUAUAUUCAAGAUUGCAAUCUUGGAUGGUGAAGCCUACAGAGCUUUACAGAUAGUCAGUGCUUUAAAAAUUUCAAUGGAGGAAGACUCAGAAGAUUGUGGACUAAUUGAAAAUGGAGUUUCAACUCUCAGAAUCCUAAGUUUAUGUGUAGAGUUUGCUCUAGAGAAUGAACAACAAUUUGUGGCACAAAAAGCUUUGGAAUAUUUAAUUCAACUUUCAAAAGACCCAAGAGAAGUACUUGAAGCUUUAAAGUGUCUCGUUCGAAUUAUUCUUCCACAAGCUUUUUACUUGCCAGAAUCUGAAAUUAAAAAGAAAGAAAUGAAUAGACUUUUGAGUUACUUGGAUACAGCACUCCUGAAAUUUUCUCAACAUUUUGAUGACACUUCCUCAACUUUGGAUCCUAUGGUUAAUGAUGCCAAUUGGUUCAGGAAAAUAGCUUGGAACUUAGCUCUGCAAUCUGAGAAGGAUCUAGAGAAAAUGAAAAACUUUUUCAUGAUUUCUUAUGAGCUGUCCCUUUUUUGUCCUUCGGAUCAAGGACUACUGAUUGCACAGAAAACAUGUUUACUUGUAGCAGCUGCAGUUGAUCUAGAGCAAGGAAGAAAAGCUACAACAACUUAUGAACAGAACAAGUUACUAAGAAUGGCACUUGAGCAGAUCCAGAAAUGCAAAAAUGUUUGGAAUCUCCUGAAACAAACAGGAGAUUUCUCAGGUGAUGACUGUGGGGUAAUGCUUCUGCUGUAUGAAUUUGAAGUUAAAACCAAAACCAAUGAUCCAUCCCUGCACAGCUUUCUGCAAUCAGUUUGGAAGAUGCCUGGUUUAGAAAGCAGAACACUUGAAAUAAUGGCAUCACUAGCUAUGGAUAAACCUGCACACUAUCCUACUAUUGCACAGAAGGCCUUGAAAAAACUUUUAUUGAUCUAUAGAAGGAAAGUGCCAAUUAAUGUUUUGAGAUACAGUGUAUGCAUGCACAACUUGAUUGACCUUCUGGUGUCAGAUAGAAGAUGGAAUAUGGCACUGUAUCCCCUAAAAGAAGUUUGGGGCCAUUUAAAAAGUGCUCUGAGUCUCAUUCGCCAAACCAAAGGCUACCCAGAAGAGGAGAUUGUAUGGCUAAUGAUCAAGGCUUGGAAUAUUGGAAUAUUGAUGUAUAGCAGGAACAAGUAUAUAUCUGCAGAAAGGUGGGCAAGAAUGACUUUGGAGUUCCUUGACCACCUUGGCUCCCUCAAAACAAAUUAUGAAGCAAAGAUGAAACUUUUAUAUGCCAACCUCAUGGAAGCAUUAGAUGAAAGGUUGGAUUUAAGGUCUCCAGAGAUGACUGAACGGAUAAGAGCACUUGCUGUUCCUCCAGAGGGCCAAGGUUCAGUUCCCAGCACCAACAUGGCAGCUCACAACCAUCUGUAACUCCAGUUCCAGGGGAUCUGACACUGUCUUCUGGUCACUACGGGUACCACGGUGCAUGUGCAUAAAAUUAAAGUGUGAUUUCACUUCUCAGUGAAGAGUGAUAAUGAUUGGAGGAAAUUGUAGAAAGGAGGUGUAUAUUCAUGAGCUGGUAAAUAUUUCACUGUUACAUGUUCCUUUGAACCUUUGUUUUCUUAAGCCCUGUUCUUAUGUUGACUAAAAGUUUCUCAAAUAAAAGCAUUUUGACUUUUA
This is a messenger RNA of Rattus norvegicus (Norway rat), 3822 nucleotides long. The record is from RefSeq and is a predicted model, not a curated record. NCBI's taxonomy places the organism in Eukaryota, Metazoa, Chordata, Mammalia, Rodentia, Muridae.